Anguilla anguilla (European eel) is the source of this 14028-nucleotide messenger RNA. RefSeq names its product insulin receptor b (gene insrb). Gene Ontology annotation, biological process: positive regulation of phosphatidylinositol 3-kinase/protein kinase B signal transduction; glucose homeostasis; protein autophosphorylation. Gene Ontology annotation, molecular function: phosphatidylinositol 3-kinase binding; ATP binding; insulin receptor substrate binding. The transcript is spliced from 22 exons. Bases 1357 to 5469 code for a protein of 1370 amino acids. Gene Ontology annotation, cellular component: membrane; axon; insulin receptor complex. Lineage: Eukaryota; Metazoa; Chordata; Actinopteri; Anguilliformes; Anguillidae. The record is from RefSeq and is a predicted model, not a curated record.
CUUGUGCCUCAUGCCGACAUUCUAUUUCUCUCCUAUCCACGUAUUCCCAUUUACUCCACUUCAUAAUCCACUCCGUAUUUUCUGUCACACCCACCAUCUGCCCCAGCUGACUGGCAGUACUUGUUUACUGGUGGAGAGAGACAGAAAGAGACGGAAAAGGGGGGAACCUGAGAGAGAGGUACCGCAGGCGGGGGGAGAGAAGUUUUUCGCUUUUAGCGGAUUCUCAUGCUGUUGAGCUUGUUUACCUUGCUGUCCUGUUUCCUGCAAACGAAAAAAUAAUAGAAUUUACCACCGAUCUACAAACCUCGUCGGGUUAAGAUUAGCCUGCAAGCUUUCUAAUCCGAAAGAAAUAGCCAGAGGAUACGGCGUGGAGUUUUCACACUUCGAAGCCUUGUGGUGGAAGCAGCGGCUUUUAUUUGUUUUGUUUAAAGUGUCUCGCGUUUCCUUUCUUGGCUGUUUUUUUCUUCCACAAAUCACUUUGGAACAGUAGCGAAAGAGUUCAAAGGAAGGUUGAUUCGCCGAAAAGGAAAAGCAAUCAGCACGUUUUUUUCAACGCGAUUCUUGAGGAGUUCCUGGGAUGUGUUUAUUUUUCUACUGGACGUUUUAACAAAACGAUCUUCCUGUAAUACAGGAAAGAAGUGGAAUACUUGGCAGUGUAUAAAACGCAGCGACCUGUGGAAUAAAACGUGCAAGCCUGUUGGAUAGCUAAACGCUAUCUUCGUCUAAGGUCGACAGAAGUUCGAAGAAGAACCUUGAUUUAUAACCAGAGGAACCAACAUUUCAAAAUUCGCAGUUGUCUGCAUGAAAUUAACGAAGUGUCCUCUGUAUAUUUAGCCUGAUUGUUGAGCGAAAAACGAUUAUUACAAUAAGAAUCUUCAAAUCGGUUACUAACUAAUCAGGGUAUCAGCAGUUAGCUACUAGCUACCCCUUCGGGUACCUCCUCACUAGCCAGCGGUGUGGGAUUUCUUUUUCUCGACUCAAGAAGGAUUUUGUCAAACAAACUUUAACAGAUGAAAGUGGAGGACAAUCCUAUCUAAGAGCAUUGAAGAUGAAACUUUUUAGUCGCUUAAAUGUUGCUAGAACCCAAGAUCACAUUAUUUAGUAGUGAAUUUUGCAGGGCGGAACAAUAAUAAAUAGUUGAUCAGACAUUGUAAAUUUUGAAACACAACCACGUUGGACCCCCGGCCCCUUUUUUGGGGGGCCGACUGGUGUUGUAUCUUUUUUUUUCUGAUUGGAUAUUAUUUGAAUGAAUUAGAUUCAUAGGCCACUUCAAAUACAUUGGAAUCGAAUUUUUGGUUGCUAUUUAUAAGCUUCCUCCACGUUUUGGAUAUCGCUAGUAACAUUACCGGAGUCAGAAUGCGGCUGCAGACCUCGGCGGUUGUUUUGGUCACUUUUAUCUACGCUGUCUGCAAUUGCGGGCAAACAAAUGGAGAAAUUUGCCCGAGCAAGGACAUUCGGAACAACGUGACCAACCUGCAGUCGCUGGAGAACUGCACAGUGAUCGAGGGCCACCUGAAGAUCCUGCUGAUGUUCAAGACCAGGCCGGAGGACUUCCGCGACGUCAGCUUCCCGCGCCUGACCGUCGUCACCGACUACCUGCUGCUGUUCCGCGUGUACGGCCUGGAGAGCCUGCGCGACCUCUUCCCCAACCUCACCGUCGUCCGGGGGAACAACCUCUUCUUCAACUACGCCCUGGUGGUCUUCGAGAUGCUGCAGCUGAAGGACAUCGGGCUCCACAGCCUGAUGAACAUCACGCGCGGCGCCGUGCGCAUCGAGAAGAACCCGGACCUCUGCUACCUGUCCACCCUCGACUGGUCCAAGGUCCUGGACUCGGUGGAGGACAACUACAUCGUCUCCAACAAGAACGACCGGGAGUGCGGCGACGUCUGCCCCGGCACGGCCAAGGGCAAGACCACCUGCAACCAGACCACCAUCAACGGCCACUUCAGCGCGCGCUGCUGGACGCAGGACCACUGCCAGAGAAUGUGCCAGUCCUCAUGCAAACACCGCGCCUGCACCAAGGACAACCGCUGCUGCCACGACCAGUGCCUGGGGGGGUGCACGGACCCGUCCUCCCCCAGCAAGUGCGUGGCCUGCCGCAACCUGAUGCACCAGGGCACGUGCGUGGACAGGUGCCCGCCGGGUCACUACACCUUCAAGGGCUGGCGCUGCGUCAGCUUCGGCUUCUGCCAGCAGCUGCACAACCAGUGCAAGCAGAGCAAGAGCAGCGACUGCCAGGAGUACGUGAUCCACAACGGCGCCUGCAUCCCAGAGUGCCCUUCCGGAUACACCACCAUGAACUCCACCACGCUGAACUGCACCCCCUGCGCGGGACUCUGCCCCAAGGUGUGCAUGGGGCUGAAGACGGUGGACUCGGUGACGGCCGCCCAGGCCCUGCGCGGCUGCACCGUGCUCAACGGCAGCAUGGUCAUCAACGUCCGCGGGGGGAAUAACAUUGCGACUGAGCUGGAGGCUAACCUUGGCCAGCUGGAGGAGAUCACCGGCUACCUUAUGGUCCGUCGCUCUUACGCCCUGGUGUCUCUGUCCUUCCUCCGAAAGCUGAAGCUCAUCCGUGGAGAGACGCAGGAGGUUGGGAACUACUCGUUCUACGCUCUGGAUAACCAGAACCUGCGGCAGCUGUGGGAUUGGAGCCACCACAAGCUGUCCAUCCUGCAGGGCCGCAUGUUCUUCCACUACAACUCCAAGCUGUGCAUGUCUGAGAUCCGCAAGAUGGAGGAGGUGACCGGGACCAAGGAUCUGCACACCAAGAACGACAUUGCCGUCAAGACCAACGGAGACCAGGCCUCCUGUGAAAACGAACUUCUGAAAUUCACGCAGAUCCGCACGUCGUCCGACAAGAUCCUCAUCAAAUGGGAACCCUUCUGGCCCUCUGAUUUCAGAGAUUUGCUGGGAUUUAUGGUCCUUUACAAAGAGGCACCCUACAAGAACGUGACGGAGUUUGACGGGCAGGACGCGUGCGGCUCCAACAGUUGGGUGAUAGCGGACGUGGACCCGCCGCCUCGCGCCACCGAAGGCAAAGAGCAGCAGGAGCCCGGGUACCUCAUCCACCCGCUCAAACCGUGGACGCAGUACGCCAUCUUCGUCAAGACGCUGCUGUCGGCUUCCGAUGAGCGCCAGGUCCACGGCGCCAAGAGCGAGAUAAUCUACGUCCGCACCAACGCCACCAAGCCGUCCGUGCCGUUGGACCCCAUCUCUUCCUCCAACUCCUCCUCUCAGAUCAUCCUGAAGUGGAAACCCCCUACGGACCCGAACGGGAACAUCACCCACUACCUGGUGUUCUGCCAGAAACAGCCGGAGGACAAUGACCUCUACAAGUUCGACUUCUGUCAAAAAGGGAUGAAGGUGCCGUCGCGAGUGCCCACGCACCUGGACAACGAGGAGGAGCAGAAGUGGAACCAGACGGACGAGCCGGGCCACGGCAGCCGCUGCUGCGCCUGCCCCAAGACCGAGACGCAGCUGAAGAAGGAGGCCGAGGAGUCCGAGUACCGCAAGACCUUCGAGAACUACCUCCACAACGAGGUCUUUGAGAUCAGAACGUCUCCCGCCAUGAGCCCAGCGUCCGACAGCGGGCCCUCGCGACGGCGACGGUCGGCGGUGGGCGUGGCCAACGGGACGCUGGCCCACUUCCUGACCACGGCGCCCAGCCUGCCCAACGCCUCCACCACCCGCAGCCCCAAGGAGGAGGAGGACGGGAGCAAGGUGCUCCUCACCGUCUACUCCAAGGAGUCCACCGUCAUCUCCAACCUCCGCCACUUCACCAGCUACCAGAUCGAGAUUCACGCCUGCAACCACCCCACAGACAACUCGCGCUGCAGCAUGGCGGCCUACGUCAGCGCGCGCACCAUGCCCGAGGACAAAGCCGAUGACAUCGCGGGCCCGAUCACCUACGAAAUCGCAGACAACCCGGAUGUGGUGCACAUCAAGUGGAUGGAACCAAAAGCCCCCAACGGCAUGAUCAUCCUGUAUGAGGUCAAUUACAAGAGACUGGGAGACCAGUCAGAGGAGCAGCAUCACUGCGUGUCGAGGAAGACCUUCGAGACCCACGGGGGCUGCAAGCUGCGCGUAGUGCACUCUGGGAAUUACACGGUGAAGAUCCGCGCCAUGUCGCUGGCGGGCAACGGCUCCUGGACGGAACCCACGUAUUUCUACGUGCCCGACAGGGCGGACCCGGACAUACUGAAAAUCGUGAUUGGCCCGGUCAUUUGCAUCAUCCUACUCCUGAUUGUGGGAGGCGGUGUCUUCAUGGUGUUCAAGAAGAAGCAAACCGACGGGCCCACUGGACCGCUCUACGCCUCCUCCAACCCGGAGUAUCUCAGCGCCAAUGACGUGUACGUCCCGGACGACUGGGAGGUGGCCCGGGAGAAGAUCACGGUGCUGCGGGAGCUGGGCCAGGGCUCGUUCGGCAUGGUGUACGAGGGCAUGGCCAAGGACAUCGUGAAAGGCGAGCCGGAGACGCGCGUGGCAGUGAAGACGGUCAACGAGUCGGCCAGCCUGCGGGAGCGCAUCGAGUUCCUCAACGAGGCCUCGGUGAUGAAGGCCUUCAGCUGUCACCACGUGGUGCGGCUCCUGGGCGUGGUGUCGAAGGGCCAGCCCACGCUGGUGGUGAUGGAGCUCAUGACUCACGGCGACCUGAAGAGCUACCUGCGCUGCCUGCGGCCGGACUCCGAGAACAACCCGGGCCGCCCUCCGCCCACCCUGAAGGAGAUGAUCCAGAUGGCCGCGGAGAUCGCCGACGGCAUGGCCUACCUCAACGCCAAGAAGUUUGUCCACAGGGACCUGGCUGCCAGGAACUGCAUGGUCGCUGAGGAUUACACCGUGAAGAUCGGAGACUUCGGCAUGACCAGGGACAUCUACGAGACCGAUUACUACCGCAAAGGCGGCAAGGGGCUGCUGCCUGUCAGGUGGAUGGCCCCGGAGUCUCUGAAAGACGGAGUCUUUACUGCUCACUCAGACUGCUGGUCGUUUGGGGUGGUCUUAUGGGAGAUCAGCACACUCGCAGAGCAGCCCUACCAGGGCCUGUCCAACGAGCAGGUCCUCAAGUUCGUCAUGGACGGGGGCUACCUGGACCGGCCAGAGAACUGUGCCGAGAGGAUGCACAGCCUGAUGCAGAUGUGCUGGCAGUACAACCCCAAGAUGAGGCCCACCUUCCACGAGAUCAUCGAGAUGAUGAAGGAGGACCUGCACCCCAGCUACCAGGACGUGUCCUUCUUCUACAGCGAGGAGAACAAGCCGCCCGAGAGCGAGGAGUUCGACAUGGACCUGGAGAACAUGGAGAGCAUUCCCCUGGACCCCACGUCCUCGUCGCAGCGCGAGGGCAGCCUGCUGAGGGACAAUGGGCCGUCCAUGGGCCUGCGGAGCAACUACGAGGAGCACGUGCCCUACACGCACAUGAACGGCGGCAAGAAAAACGGCCGAAUCCUGUCCUUACCCCGAUCCAGCCCUUCCUAACAUUUCCUCCUCCUCCUACUCCUCCUUUCCUUUCUCCUGUUUUGUAAUUAUAAUUUUAUUUUAUUAUUGUUCUCGCAGAGGCCCUUCAACAACAGAUCUCAGGACUUUUUUUUUUCCCUUUUUCUUCUUCUUCUCCUUCACAGCUGCCACAGCUCGAUGACACGGGACGCAAGACUUUUUGUAUUUGUUUAAAAAAAAAAAGAAAGAAAGAAAAUGCGUCUCGUAGCGUCAUCCAGAUAGUCCACUUCUCCUCUGUCUUUAUUUUAUUUUUUUAACAAUUGCCAAGUUUCCAAGACUGGUCAAUGGAGAAAAAAAAAACAAAUUAAAAAAAAAAAAAACUGUGAACACAAAUCCUCGACAACCAGAAGGCUGCUUACCUUCCACCUCUUCCGACUGUUUCAUCUCUCCCCUGUGACGUGUCUGUCUGUGUUUUUAAAUUACUUUUUUCAGAGAAAGUGGCCUUUUUUUAUCUGUGGCCUGUAAACAAGAGAAGUGUACAUGCUUGUCUUCAUUUCCUCUGAACAAUGAAAUAACCGUUUGGAACAGUUGGGCUGGCAUGAACUCUCUCUUAGUACAAACGUCUAUAUCCAUAGAGGAAAUUUCUUUUUUUUUUUCUUUUUUUUUUUUUGUUCUGCAGAAUUCCAAACUUCAUACAUAUUCAGUAGAUGUUUGGUCAUUAGUUUUAAUUUAUUUGCGUUAUUUUCCUUUUUUCCUUUCUUUCAGUUAUAUGUCUAUUCUCACAUCACAGCUGAAGGAUAUUUAAACAGUUUGGACAAAAGAGUUCCUCAGAUUGACCAAUAGCUGCUGCUUUGAUAUAUAUUUUAGUGGGUAUAGAAUAUUACAUAUAUAUACAUAUAUGUGUGUAUGUAUAUGUAUAUCAAAUAUGGUUUUUUGUACAUAGCUGAUAUUUGUAAUGUUUUCUUCAGAAGCUUUGCUGGUUAUAGAGAUGUUUUUACAUUUCUGUCAUUUAUCUUUUUUAUUUUUUCUAACCCAAAAAUCACACUAAUUCACCUUAAAACCUCUCUCUUUUAUGUGCCCUCUGUACUGUCCAAAAGUCAGAUGUUUUCUGGACACAUUUAGCCUGAAAUGUCAGCCCAAAAUUUUAAGACCAAAUAAAAUCCCGGUAUAUAACACGAGCGCGGUGAGCUAUAUUCAUCAAGAGCGGGCGGAGACGAGCGGUCAAAGAACGGUGUCGCUUAUCCCGGCACGUUGCAGACGAGCGGUGGUCUCGCUUUAUCAAAGCACACCGACCGUUUUGUUUCUGUCGAUAUGGCGAUUUUGUUUGGUCUUGGAGAGUUUGGACGAUGCAUUUAACUUCCACGUGUUGUCUUGUUUGUCGGUCGUUGUAAUGGAGGCUGUCGUUUGUGAUUGCGGUGAACUCUUGUCAGGCUGAGCGGUUGUGUCAUAGUGUCUGCGCUUGCGCUGGUGGUGGUGUUUGUGGGAUUCGGGGGGGGGGGGGGGGGGGGUGUGCGAUACAGACCUGAGAACCGGCUCAGUGCUCACGUGCUGCCCUCACGCCGUCUUGUCUGUGGAAGUACUUCCUCCUUCCUGGUUUUCUGUUGUCUGCUUCCUGUCACUCACCGUAGAUUGAGUCAGUCCCGCUGAAUUCAGCAAGGCUUCAGAGGCACUUCCUAAAAAAUAAUUCUGCCACAAGCGCAACGCUACUUUUUUCAAGGAGAUUUGAUUGUAUCGUCCCACAUUCAUGGAGGUGUGCGUGAACGGGAGUCUUCUUGUGUUGCUUGCUGGCAUACGGAAGGGGAGUUUAGAUUGGGGUCAUCCCCACAUUGUACAGUCGCUUUUGCAUGGUCCUGUGGACCCCCCAUUUUAGUGCCCGGUCACCACAGCUGGUGGCGUAGCGAGGGUUUUGUGGGGUGAGGCUGUAGCGCAGUUGGGUCCAGGCUCUCUGUGAGAGAGGCGCUGGAGGGCUGAGAGUCCAGUACUGCCCGUGUCAUCCAUCUCUGCCACUCUCCUGUUCUCCAGGCUAACUUUGCCCCAGAGAGGAAACGAUCUUGAAUCAGUUUGCUUUCCUGUUGUCAGAGACCAUUUCCCACCACACCCGACCCCCCACCCACCUCAACCGCACACCCCAACACAAACUUCCAGUGAAGAAAGAUUCCGUCUCCUGUUUCUUUCAGACACCUAUUCCAGACAACCUAUUUUUUGCGUUCAAAGCCUCAAGACAUCAGUUUAUUUUCAGCCGUGUUUCACUGCUGACGUAACUAAAUGCUGCAAAGCAGUUACACCCGGUACCUUUGGCAGCGAGGCGUCGCUUUCUGUCUCGAUACGCAUCGCUGUCCUCUGUCCUGUUCAGAUUCAGAUUCCUUGUGUCUGUGGGUCUCAGUCCAAGGCUUUGGUGCUCUCAGAUGAGCGAAGGUAUUCCUUUACGCAGGCUUCACGGGUGAGCAGACUCUCCACUCCCUUCCCUACGGUUAAAGAAAAGUGUUUCUGCUUUUAAGUAGAAAUUGGUGGGAAUCAACAGAUGUAAAUUCAGACUUAGAGAACGAGGCCAGGCCAGGCGUUCCGUACACAUGCAAAAACAUUCCUGUGAGCUUUUACCAAGAUAUAGCCUAUUCAGUGCAUCUUCAUUAUGCAUGAUUCGCAAAAACCGUACCUGUAAAAACCUCAUUUACAGUAUAUUGUAAACUCAAACUGUGGUGAUUUAAAAAGUUGCUUUAAUCUGUAGAAAUCAAGCCUAUGCAAUAUUUCCUUUGAUGAACACAGGCAGUCCCUGGGGGAAAUGCAUGCGUUGUAAUCGCGUAGGUUUGAUUGGUUUCUCGUCCCGAAGGCAGGAUCGAGCCAUUCUCUAGCCCCAGCUUGAAUAAGGGACAGUCUCGGAGGGAAACGCACGGGAGAAAAGGGGAAGUGAUGUAAUUUUUUUUCUUCAUAUCUAAAGCAGUGAGCCGCGUUAGUGUCGUUGUAGGUGCGUUGUGCGAAUCGUGUUCAUUAGUUUCCCAUCGUUUGCACGUUCUGUAAAUGGCUGACGCAUUGAUAUCGCCGACAGAUGUACCCGCUGCGCGCCUCUCCCUGAGCUUGUGUGCACUCGCGUGCUUUCGUGUGCACACAUACGCACUAGCGACCUGUGGUAUACGCUGUGCGAACCUUGCUCUUCCGUUCACCAGCUCUUAUAACCGCGAAACCUGACAUAACCUUGUCAUGCCACACUUCCUCUGGUUACCUCUCGAGUUGAUCGGCAAGCUGCAUUUAAAGAGCAAGGGUCGGAUUCGAGGCGUAUUUUUCCUGCUUGCUCGUGUGUAAAUGUGUGUAAAUGCGACUUUCAGCCGUAAGCUAGUGAAAACAAACUUGUAUCGCAAAUUUAAAAAUGAGUAUGCCGCAUUUAGUGGCAGCGGUAGACCUUACUUUUGGUUGACACACAUACUGAGUCAAUCUCACAUUCAAACGCAGCCUAUGUAUUUCAUUCCCAUGGGUAACUUCAGCCUGAGAGACGGUCUAGUGGGGCAAAUAUUGAUGACAGGAAAUCUUUAAAAAAAACAUUUUCUCAGCACAAGGAGGUUGUUUUGGUUCUGUUUACUGUAUCAGUCGGAUGUGCGUGACAAGGCCUGCCAAGUUCAUAUCACCCUAGCUGUGCUUUCAUAAUGAGACUGAUUGAAACUGACUCCACUUCAUAGGAAAUGCAGUUCUACUGGCCUACAGCUACACUCGUCUCUUGUAUUCUUUCUCUUUUUGCUAUGUAUAUACUGUAAAGAAUUUAUCUUAUGUGGUGCCUAGGUCUCUUUUUUAAGAUCAGAAAAAUGUACUCUAAAGGAAUACCCUCACAGUUCUACAUACACUACAGUAGCAGAAAAAUGUCAAAUAUAUAUAUUUGAAAAUACAAAAGAAAUCACAAUUUUGUAAUUCAAAGGAUUAUCUUAUAUUUGGAAAGACAGAUAUUAAUAUUUUAUUUAUUUUAAUAUGAUAUUAAUUGUAAAAAAAAAAACCCAAUUAGCAUUUUUAAAAAUGUUUUUUAAUAAAAUCAGUAGGUUAGGUUAAAAAAAAAACGAAAAGGAGUUGAGCUACAGGUGAAAAGGAGGGAGGUGGUGCGAUUUGUUGUUUUUUCGUUUGUUGUUUUUGUUGUUUCUCGUGCGUUUGUUCGUUUCGGGCACAGUCUACCUCAUUGUGUUGUGAAAUUUCAGUAAGAGCCCGGCUCGUCCCUGGAUGCCGCGCGCAGUAUUCCAGUCCUGGUCUUCAGUCAGCACACAGGGGUCAGGGAGUGCAGCGCUUGUCCUGUCAAUCUAGACACUGAUAUCAUCGCCUUCCAGCCAAGUCCAAAUUCCUCUCGCCAAGACCUCAAGAAUGUUCAUCUGUCUGGAGACAGAACACAACUUUUUGCUGUCUCUGAAAGGGAAAAAGAGUACGCUGAUUUGACAUUGAUUAUUUCCCCCCACAAACAGGCUAAGAAUUGGAGAAAAAAAAAUCUUUUGUUAUACCAUGUUUGAGCUGUACAAAGUGUAAAUUGUCUUUUCAAUCGAAGCUAUCUGAUUUUCUCAAUUUGUUGCAUUCAGUCAAUAAUCUUGUUCAAAUUCUAUAUUUAUAUUGGCAACAAUAAGAUUUUAUGCCAUAAUUAUUUGUAAGACCAUGUUGAUUUAUGGUAAUUGGCAAUCGAUAUUACAUUUGUUAAUUCAAAAAUUUACAGUACAAUCCUGAAGGUACUGUAAAUCUGUGCCAUAAUUUAGUGUGAGAACACUUUAUGAAAACAAGGUGGACUGACCGUUAAGAUGAAAAAAAUAUACUAAACUGAAGUGGAUUUGUGGCCAUUUUGAGGUACUGGUCUGCGUGUCUAGUUGACGUCACUUGAUGUUGUUUUAUAUUGUACGCUAUGCUCUUGUUCUGUUUAUUCACCUGUUCUCCGCAAACAUACUGGGCUUCACGCAGGCCUCCUGCGAUAUGAGAUUUAUAUUUUAUGAAGAGCGCGUCAAGCUCCUUUUGGAUUAGCCGUUUGUUAGCUACACCGAUCCUGUUGAAAGCCUGGUUGCGGCUUCUAAGCUUGGCUUCUCCCAGCAGCCUCUGCCUCAGUCCAAGGUUGAAAUGUGUUAUAGCCAGAACAGAAGAUGUCUGUCAUUUGUUUAGACGUGCUGUAGAUAGUUUACUGGAAGACACAUGCAAAGAAAAAAAAAAACCCUCAGCUAAUUUUGUGAAAAACAGCUAAAAAAGCUUGGCAAGGAGCGGACUGUUUUCGGAAACUAUCGUACAAAGGGCCCUCUAUCAACAGUGUGUCUGGGCUGACCCUAAGUGCGUCUGUGUCUUGGAGCAGGAACUUACCCCCAGUCAACAAGCCUUUAGAAUUUGUCUCUCGACUAACACUGACCCCGACACCCCCCCAGGCGGGUUUCCGAGCUACAGAGACAGCCUGAUGAACGUGUCUGUUCCCCCCUGCUUGUAAAUAUUUGUCGAAUACUUAAAAAGAGAUGUGUUCUGUGAAAAUACUGAAAUAUGAGCGUUUGCUUUUUCUCUGGAUGGAAGGGCUAGCAGAGUCCCGUGUCCAUGAAGCAUAUCCCAUGAUUAUCAGCGCGUGAAAGACGCUGCCGAGAUGUACAUAGCUUAGGCCACACCUCACUAUUAUCUCACUAACUUGUAAAUAAGGGCGUUUUGAAGCUUCCAUGAACAUCCACAAUCACCAGCUAAGUGUCACUAUGACCUCGAAAAAAUGGCAAGCGACAACACUGCAGUACCCUUUUACAUCUCCUGCAGUGACUCACCUGGGCAAGCAUUCAAAAUUUUAAAAAAUGAAUUUAAAAAACUGUUCCCCAUGAAGGUGGGCAAAAUAAACUGAAAUCUCAGUCUCAAGAUAUGGGGCCUUCGAUGUGUGGUCCAAAAAAUAUAAUUCUUUAUUUGUUUUUAUUUGUCAUUUGUUUUAAUAUAGUGUUUUUCUUUUCCUUUUUUUAAACUGUGAAUAACAAGAAUCACCUGAUAGAAAUGCCAAGGUUGGAGGAUAUGAACACUGCAUGUCUCCCGAACUGACGUCUGCUAACUGAAUAUUCCCAAAGAGAUUUGUACUAGGACAAUCUUGUGUGCCAUAAAAAAGAAAAAAAAGAAAAAAAAUUUUGUUGAAAAAUUGAUGUUGUGAUUGAAAAUUUCUCAGGGAGGCAUGUGCUGGGAGGGAGUGAGAAAGCAACCUGGCAAAGUCCCACGCUGGGGGGGUAUGAUUUAACCCUCCAAACUUUUCCCUUCAAAUGAUUUUUCGAUGACGAGCUUUCCCUCCGUUGUUAGCGUUGCUGUGAUUUGAGGCCUGCUGGGAAACGGAGCAGCAGAGCAGUGAGCGUGUGCAGCCAGUGCGGUGACCCACAAUGCAUUGCACCGUCUCGCAUGCCCCUCUCAACCACACACCCCACACUUAAAUCCCCCGGAUUGGACAGUCUUCAAAACCUUCCUCUGGAAAAUAGAAUAAAACCGCUUUGUCAAAGGAAAUACUGGAGUAUUACCAUAUUGUGCUUUUUAAGACAGAAGAGAGACUUCUUUAUUUGUACUUACAGAAAAAGGCCAAUUUUAGGUUAGCACAUCUUUCUGCUUGGCUCAAUAUUACUGUAUUUGGAUAUGUGAAUGAUUUUUCAAGUUUAAAAAAAAAAAAAAGUUGAACUUGUCUCUACUUGGCUAAGCCUGGCUUGCUUUGUGCAUGAAUUGAACCAUUAUAAACUUGUACAUUUGUCAUGGCUGAGACUCCUCAGAGUGACAUUAUUUCGAUUCCCCUCCCCCCCCCCCCCCCCCCUUCCCCCAAGCCCACCCCCCUCCCCCAGCCUAUACAGCACAAGUCUUAAUUUACCAGAUUUGCAACAUUUAAUUACAGGACAUAUCAUCAAAUGCAUAUUAUUCUGCAUUUUCCAAUGUAAAUGGAAACGUUUCCCCCAAAACAAGAAGCACUUACAUUUGGGAACCCCUGAGCUUGUUUGAACUCUAAUGUCCUGAAACCAGUUUGACAGAGCAAGUUAGAAAUGCAACGCAGGUUGAGAUCAAGGCAUUAUAUGUAUUGUAUUGUUUUUAAAGUAAGGAAGAAAAAAGUAUUACAUUUUAGAGAUGUUAAUUUCUAUUUUUUUAGCCAAAAUAGGGAGGGCAAAUACAAUGACUUUUCUGACUGUAAACUUUUACUACUCUUGUACAUUAUUAAAUUUAACAUUUAAAUUUGUUAUCAAUGUAUAUAACUUUUACUAAAUAAACCAAGUUUGAUGUCCUUUGCUCAUGACGCUACCCCACUUAGAAAAGAGCAUAAAAAAGACUCAUUGGAUAUGUAGCCUGACCUUUAUCUGACCAUUUCUCACCUCUCCUUUGUUUGUUUCCCCCGUAGCUCGGUCUGUGCACCAGCUUAUUCAUGAGUUUGCUGUCCAAGAGUGAAAGCUAAAUAAAAUGCAAAUUUGUAUCCCCUGUAAAGUUUGUAUAUCACCCACUGCAAGUACGGAGAAAUUAUUGCUCAGCCUUUUAACGGCCUUCAUUAAGUGACACGUUCUGUUUUAUGUUCGCUUUUCAAUGUGGAAAACUGGAAAAGACCACUGGGCACUCCAGGAAGGGAAAUGCAAAUCAAGCAAUUAGUCAAAUGAAAUAUUUAUGCCAGGAGAAGAUGCAGUCCUGGUGUAACGUGGAGGCACUGUUAGUGACCGUUUUACAUGGGCCCGAACAGAGUGAACGCCACACACAGUGCAUGUAUGCUUUACCGAGCUGUGGUGCCACUCGUCUGUAAUUUCAUGAAAUGUGUGUGAUUGUAAAUGGUAUGCCAAGACACAACCACUUUUAAAGCAUUAUUGGUCAAAAACUGUCCAUCUGAAUUUUUUUACGGUGGAAUGCGUCUUGGCAGAGCACCAAGUUGUCUUGUCUUUCUGUAUUAAAGGUUUAGUCAAUGUUGCUGAAAUGUGACCAUGUGACUGCGGGCGGGUGCUCGGAUGAGAAUGAGGAGGGGGGGCGAUGGGGUUAGCUUUAGGGGUCAGAUGGGCGGGGCCUCAGUGGUCUGCUCCAGUUUACACGGCAACAACUAAUGUAUUUUGCCCCUGUGCGUCUCUUUAUACAUGGAGUUCUGUACUGUCAUUGGUUAAAUCUUGCCAUAGUUUUAUUUGUGUUCUGUAAUUGCUGCUCCCUUUCUCUGUGCACAUGGAUAGUCCCAGAAUGCUGUGUGUAGUCGCAGGAUACCUCUUCAUUUAAUGUAUGUCAUAUAUUGUAUAAGAUAUAUUGAUAUACUAUUUACACAUCAUAUAUACCUUGUUUCUCAUAUAUACAUAUACACAUGUAUACUUUCACGUGUAAAUGUGUAUAUGGAUUGCCCACACACAAACACAAGCAUCCCCACACUGGAUCAAGAUGUGCUUUUAUCCAUGUGUUUAUUCUAUAUAUCAUAUUAACAGUCGCCUACACGGACACACACACACACACACACACACACACACAACACACAUAUGUACAGGAUCAAAAUGUGCCAUGAUUAAAUACCGCUUGACAAUUUAUUUUUUCUAUGUUUUCAAGUAGAGCCAAGCAGUGACAUGUACAGAAAAUGUUGGAAUGAUAUGAAAAUAAAUCUUGCUGUGUGUAAAUUAUUCAACAAUUAACUGUUUAUAUUAAAAUUAUGAAUAAAAUUAUUGGAGAAUA